Molecule: messenger RNA, 1701 nt
Organism: Lindgomyces ingoldianus
Lineage: Eukaryota; Fungi; Ascomycota; Dothideomycetes; Pleosporales; Lindgomycetaceae
Product: FunK1 protein kinase
Exons: 2
Coding region: 1-1701 (566 amino acids)
Source: RefSeq, a predicted model, not a curated record
AUGGAUGUCUUCGACAACAUCAAGGAUCGCAUCCAUGGCCCACUCGGAGACUUUGAGCCAUGUGCUAGCGAAGAUAUUCAAACUGCGGCAAAGACGAGAGCAUUUCAUUUUCUCCGGGCAUCACCUUUUGUUCUGCCGGAUCGCUUUCUAUCGUGGUUCGCAAAUGUCUGCGCAGUAGAAUCCGAGCCCUCCCAAAGCUUGUGGCACAUGAAUGUUACCAGUGGCGGAGCGCAUAUCUUCCUGAUACCUUCGAAAACGCUUCGCUCCGGCAAAGAGAUCUGGGGAGAUGUCCGGGCUAUUGGAAACUUUUCUCAAGAUGACUCUACUGGCUACCGAGACGGACUGCUGGAUCUCUCGCUUCUUGCACGCCAAGUAUUUAUCAGCCAACCGCUUCGGCUUUUCUUGUACGGCUUCUACGUUCGCGAAUCACACCUAGAGCUAUGGAUGUUCGACAGAUCUGGUAUAUGGUGCUGUCAAGCAUUCAACAUCCAGCACGAGCCAGAGCGGUUCCUUUCUCUCAUUUUCAGCUACCAACUGAUGUCAGACCAGGACUUGGGGCGAAGCAAAAUCAUCCAAAACGACGAAAAUGGGAAUUUUGUCAUAUUGGAUGAAAUCUCCCAGUCAUCAAUACGAAAGUUGUACCUUGACGAUCAAACUAUUGCGUCCUCAGAGGACAUGGUUGGCCAAGGAACGACUUGCUAUCGUUCUAGGUUAGCGGACUCGGGUAUAUGGGACUACGUGGUCAAGUUCUCCUGGCGGGCGAGUACUAAACGACCGGAGGAAGAGAUUUUCAAGUUUGCGAUGGACAAGAAAGUUUGGGGUAUUCUGUCACUUCACUGCCACAAAGUUAUCAACAGUACCGCCAAUCUGCGAAGAUCUCUCAAAUUUGGGCCGUACCGCGAAUUUCUCCCCAAGUCUCGUCAGCCAGAGAAGUCGGACAGAUCGGAAACAGAUGAGAAAAAGGAACAGGACAUUGCACAGCACACCAGGGUCACUAAAACGCAGUUUGAAAACCGUGAAUUGGUCUGUAUCGUCACCUCUCCAGCUGGCCGGCGUCUUGAAUUAUUCACAACUCGACUUGAGUUGCUGCUCGCAAUGCGCGACGCCAUCCGCGCUCAUCGUUCCCUGUUGCAGGAUGCCAGAAUCCUGCACCAAGACAUUUCGCCCUGGAAUAUCAUCAUUGUCUCCCCGCGAAGCCCAGGCGAACCACAUGGCAUUCUGAUCGACCUCGACGCGUCCAUGAAUUUGGAUAUAGGACCGCGGAGCGAAGGCGAAGUAGUCGGCACUCGACCAUUCAUGUCCAUUGGCAUUCUCCACAGUCGGCGACAUACCUACCGUCACGAUCUGGAAUCUUUUCUCUACGUCUUGAUAUGGCUUCUUAUUGUGAAAGACAAGGGAAGCCCACCACCUGGAAGCAGGCUUAAGAUGUGGAAUCGAGGAACUUGGGAAGAAUCUGCAGAUGACAAGGAAUACGACAUGGCUGAAGCCAACUUUGGAAGAAUGAUCCUGUCAGAGUUUGCACCGGAGUAUGAAUCGCUCAAGCCACUUGCUGAGAAAAUGCGUAGCCUUUUGUUUCCUAUAGAAGAUGGCAAGCUAUGGACUGGAACGGAUGGUUCGGUUGCCGCUACUAAUGCGUUGUAUGAUGAGCUGAUUGGCGCAUUUGAAGAUGCCGUGCUUCGAGAGAAGGCAUUGGUAACUUGA